This is a messenger RNA of Lytechinus variegatus (green sea urchin), 1850 nucleotides long. Its product is annotated as protein rolling stone-like. The coding region runs from base 598 to 1428 and encodes 276 amino acids. NCBI's taxonomy places the organism in Eukaryota, Metazoa, Echinodermata, Echinoidea, Temnopleuroida, Toxopneustidae. Gene Ontology annotation, cellular component: membrane. The transcript has 3 exons. The record is from RefSeq and is a predicted model, not a curated record.
GAGGUAUAUAUUGGAUAUAGCAUUCCGUUUGAUCGCUGCGAAGAUUCUGAUCAUCAGUUCCUUCAAAAUUCGAUACCAUAUACAACCUGCAUACUGGUACACACACUCGGUUGCGAGUACUCUCAUUCUUUCUUUACUAUCUCAAAAUCAUCGGUGGAUGGAUAUCAAAUAUGAUUAUAUUUCGCAGAGUAGGAUCCGGGAUAUGAUAUAGGCGUGCGAUACAGAAGAGGUUAUGCAGAUUCAUUGACAAUUGUGAUCCUUCCUAUGCCAUUAUUAAUUUCGUAAAUGGUCGAGAUGGAUGCGUCGACAGCGCCAAAUAUAUUCUUCGUCUACUAUCCAUUGACUUUAUUACAUGAAAGGAUCUACCAUCCAAUGUAUAUGCAUGUAUCAUGGGUUCGUGUUUCACGUAGUAAUGGAUAAUUUUAUUUGACAUGCAUGUUUGACUUGGGAGGUACUAAUCUUAUGAGCAGUUCAUCUUCAUCACCCUAAUUGAUCUUCAUCAUUGUAACCCCAACUUGAGCAUUACUACAUUGAUUGUUAUGCAAGUAUAGUGCCAAAACAUUAUAGUCUUGAUUGAUAUAUAUCCAAUUGGACAAAAUGAAUGAAGAGGAAGCAUCAAGAAAAUGGUACUCAGUCCGGAAGGAUGACUUCAAGUUAACAUGUGAUUGCAUUGAUGAGGUUUUGAAACAACAUGGUCGUAUUCCUUUCAUCAUCUACGCUAUCUACCGUUUGGUUUUGGCUCUCUACUUCUUCACAUUCCUUAUCUUCUUUGGUGUAAGCAGUGCCGAAUUUCUUGGAGUCAAAUUCCUCAUCUACCUGACAGAUUGGACGUACAUAUUAGCCACUCUUUAUCUCAUUGUAGCUUGUUUCAACGCCAUCGCGACCACGAGCUGUUACUGCAUUGGUCGCUGCAUAGGAAAAGGUGUUGCACGGAAUCAGUUUCAAUGGCUCCUGCUAAACAUAUCCGCGACGGUAUCCCUGAUCGUCACCGUCGUCUACUGGACAGCACUCCGCCCCUUCAUGAACGAAAAACUCCCAAUCUAUCUCGACAUCACAAUCCAUCUCUUACCCGCCAUCAUUUGUCUCGUCGACAUCCUCCUCACCACUGUCAUCGUCCGCUUCGUACAUGUCGUAUACCCGUUCGUCUACCUCUUUAUCUACCUCCUCUUUGCCGUGAUUUACUGGGCGGCUGGUGGAACAGAUCCCGCUGGAAAUCCCUUUAUAUACCCUAUCAUUGACUUUGGAAAUUAUCCUGGGAUCGCCGUAGCGUCAGUAUUCGGGGUUUGUUUGGCAACGUUACUGGCACAGGCGGCGUUGAAGGGUUUAUACGCGUUGCGCCAUCGUUAUAUUGACAAACUUAGACUAACUGGAACAAUAUCUCAUAACAGUCAUGAAGUGUUAGAAGUUCAGCUUGAAGACCAAAGCUGAAACAAACAAAUCCAUAAACCCUAACUGAUAUCAAACAGUAAUUAAUCUUCAAGAAUGCAAGUCAUCUUACAGAUAUUUUUAAUGAAUUUACAUAAUAUUUGAGAACCUUGCAUUCUGCAAGUUUUACAUGAUUGUAGUACAUGUAUGUGAUUCGCAAGUCUGAUAAGCACGAGCUGUUUUUCAUAAAUAAAAAUACAGAGUUUCAAACAGAAAUAAUGAAAUAACGAAUAUUAUUAAGUCUGUGUACAAACAAAUUAAUUAUCCCCAGAACUCAUUGUGAAGUUAAAUUGACAACGCUUCUUUAGAAUGAGACGGGAUGAAAGGGUUAUUGACUCUUAUUCCUGAUGUUGCUGUUGCUGCUGCUGAUGAUAAUAAUGAUGAUUUUGGAGAUAAUGAUGAUAUGGAUAAUGGCGUCGAUGAUG